AUGGCUCAAAGUACCAGAUCACCGGUUUUUGAAGAAUUGGAACAGAGUUCGUCAAACAUACUGGAUCUGAUCGGCGAGGGCAGUGUCGGCGGCCGCACACGUCUCUCGUCUCUCGGUGCUACCAAGGCUGGGGAUCGUGAAGAAAAUUGUGGAGGUGAGGCCCGGAAUAUGGCAAUGAUUCCCCGCCCUUAUCCUAAUCGUGGAGCGAGCGACGGCGUGGCAUGGAAAUGUGGGCUUAGUGGUUCAACAUUCUCAAACGAGGGGCGCGAAACAUGUCGCCAAGCCUUCCCUGCAUGGAUUGGCACAGGUGCUUCUCGUGACCCUCUUAAGCUUUUUUCUGACCUCGAGGCGACGUUUGUGGGCUCACACCGCUAUUACUCCGCAGUGCCCCCACGAUCUCGACACGAGCUCAGUCCCACGAUAUCUGGACGUGCAUAG
Molecule: messenger RNA, 438 nt
Organism: Parastagonospora nodorum SN15
Lineage: Eukaryota; Fungi; Ascomycota; Dothideomycetes; Pleosporales; Phaeosphaeriaceae
Exons: 2
Coding region: 1-438 (145 amino acids)
Source: RefSeq, a predicted model, not a curated record